AUGCCUGUCGUAAAUGUCGACGAUCUAGUUCGUCUGCAGCGGAAACCUGACGACAUUCGAAAUAUCUGCAUUCUCGCCCACGUUGAUCAUGGGAAAACCUCAUUAACCGAUGGGCUGAUAGCCACCAACGGCAUUAUCUCGCCCAAGCUAGCGGGUAAGAUCCGCUACUUGGACUCUCGUCCCGAUGAGCAGCUUCGAGGUAUCACCAUGGAGUCUUCGGCGAUUUCAUUGUUCUUUUCGAUGCUCCGGCGUCCGGCACCGGACGCCGCUCCGGAGCCCAAGGAGUACCUGAUCAAUUUGAUCGACUCGCCAGGUCACAUUGAUUUCAGCAGUGAGGUCUCUACGGCCUCACGUCUCUGUGAUGGUGCAGUUGUCCUUGUUGAUGCUGUCGAGGGUGUAUGCAGUCAGACUGUCACUGUGCUCCGUCAGACAUGGGUUGAACAGCUAAAGCCAAUUCUGAUUAUUAACAAGAUGGAUCGGUUGGUGACUGAACUCAUGAUGAGCCCCAGUGAGGCAUUCUCGCAUCUCAGUAGGCUUUUGGAACAAGUCAAUGCUGUUAUUGGUAGUUUCUAUCAAGGUGAGCGUAUGGAGGACGAUAUGAAGUGGCGGGAGCGCAUGGAAGACCGCGUGAAUGUCUCCGCUACCAAGCUCAAGAAGGCACACUUGGAUGAUGAAUCUGUUCCAAGUAUCAGUGAUGCUACAGAGUUUGAGGAACGUGAUGACGAGGACCUCUACUUUGCUCCGGAGAAGAACAAUGUCAUCUUCUGCAGUGCUGUCGAUGGAUGGGCCUUCACGGUUCGUCAAUUCGCUGCGAUUUAUGAAAAGAAACUUGGUAUCAAGCGUACGGUACUUGAAAAAGUGCUUUGGGGUGACUUCUACCUUGACCCCAAGACGAAGAGAGUGCUGGGCUCGAAACACUUGAAGGGCCGAGCUUUAAAACCUAUGUUUGUGCAGUUGGUCCUAGACAGCAUUUGGGCUGCCUAUGCGGCGACAACUGGUGGUGACAAAGGAAAAGGUGACCCUGUUCUUUUGGAGAAAAUCACCAAGUCCUUGAACAUCAACAUCCCGCCUUACAUCCUGCGCGGCCGUGACCCAAGAAAUAUUAUGACCACCCUAUUCUCAGCAUGGCUUCCUCUCUCAACUGCAGUCCUGGUUUCGGUCAUCGAAUAUCUUCCGAGCCCCCAAGUCGCGCAAUCUGCUCGUUUGCCCGACAUGAUUAAAGCGUCACCGGGCUCAGACCACAUCUCGGAAGAGGUCAAGCAAGCUAUGGUGAGCUUCAAGACAGGUCCAGAGGAGCCCGUUGUUGCGUAUGUCAGUAAGAUGGUUGCCAUCCCUGAGAGCGAGUUGACUGCAAGCAAGAAGCGUAGCGGCAAUACAAUGACCGCCGAGGAAGCUCGAGAAAUCGCUCGUCGUAAGCGAGAGGAGAUUGCAAAGAUGCACGCAGAAGCCGAUGCUGCAGGACGUGGGGACGAUUUCGCCCAGAUGACAUCAGCGUUUCAGAACGUCACUUUGAUUAGAGAGGAGGAGGAACCAGAGGAAGUCGUGGGUGAGGAGGAAGAUCCGGACCAUCUCAUCGGAUUUGCCCGUCUUUACUCUGGAACCCUUUCAGUCGGUGACUCCAUCUAUGUGCUGCCACCAAAGUUCUCCCCAGCGAACCCGCAUGCCAGCCCAGAGCCCAAGAAGGUCACGGUCACAGACUUGUACCUCCUUAUGGGCAGAAGUCUCGAGCCGCUCCAGUCAGUUCCUGCUGGUGUGGUCUUUGGUAUUGGAGGCCUGGCAGGCCAUGUGCUCAAGACAGGUACCCUCUGCAGCCAGCUCGAGGGAAGUAUUAACUUGGCAGGUGUCUCGCUCAACAUCCCACCGAUUGUCCGCGUUGCCUUGGAGCCGGUCAACCCUGCUGAUCUAGGUAAAAUGGUCACUGGCCUGCGUCUUCUCGAGCAGAGUGAUCCCUGCGCUCAGUACGAGGUUCUUCCUAGCGGUGAGCAUGUCAUUCUCACUGCUGGUGAGCUGCAUCUCGAGCGUUGCGUUAAGGACCUUCGUGAACGCUUUGCAAAAUGCGAAAUCCAAACCGGUGAGGCCAUUGUUCCCUACCGGGAAACCAUAGUCAGUGCCUCAGAGAUGGCACCGCCGAAGAACUCUGAACUGGGUCGUGGAGGCGUUCUGGCAGUGUCUCCCUCCAAACAAAUGACACUUCGUCUGCGUGUUGUGCCUCUGCCAGAGGCAGUGACUGAAUUCCUCACAAAGCAAGUAGGAACCGUCAAGCGUCUUCAGUCAGAGAAACGCGCCGAAGCCAAAUCAGACGAGCCAGCAACCGAGAACGGCCAGGAGGCAACAAUCGAUGCAGCCGAUGAAGCCCAGGAAGGAAGUAUCCUUUCUCUGCCCGAGUUCCGAGAGGAGCUAAGCAAGGUGUUCGAAAAGGAAGUCAAAGAAGACAAGGAACUAUGGAAGAACGUCGUCGACAGAAUCACUGCGUUCGGACCCCGCAGAAUCGGGCCCAAUAUCCUUGUCGAUGCUACUGCCGUUAACACCUGCGAGAAAUUCCUGCUCGACGACCCGAAACAAAACACCAUUUCCCCGGAUAACCAGCAAGCGCUACUCGUGCGCGAUUUCAACGACAAGAUCGCAUACGCCUUCCAGCUCGCUACAGGCCAAGGACCCCUCUGUCAAGAACCAAUGCAGGGCGUAGCAGUCUUCCUAGAGGACCUCUCCGUUCACGCAGAAGGCGAGCUAGAUAUGGGCCGUUUAACCGGUGAUGCAAUCAGACUUGUUCGCGAAGGAAUCACAACAGGCUUCCUAGACUGGAGUCCUCGAAUCAUGCUUGCGAUGUACAGUUGCGAAAUCCAAGCAACGACUGAGGUCCUAGGUCGUGUCUACGGCGUAAUCACCCGCCGUCGCGGUCGUAUCCUUUCCGAAAUCAUGAAAGAAGGAACCCCCUUCUUCACCAUCCUAGCUAUUCUUCCCGUCGCUGAAUCCUUUGGCUUCGCCGAGGAAAUCCGGAAACGGACCUCCGGUGCUGCGCAGCCGCAAUUGAUCUUCUCGGGCUUCGAGGCUCUGGAUGAGGAUCCGUUCUGGGUUCCUGCUACAGAGGAGGAGCUGGAGGAUCUGGGUGAGCUUGCGGAUCGUGAGAAUGUGGCGAAGAGGUAUAUGGAUGCUGUACGGAAUCGGAAGGGUUUGGUUGUUCAGGGACGGAAGUUGAUUGAUGCUGAGAAGCAGAAGACUUUAAAGAAGUAG
Messenger RNA from Penicillium odoratum, 3231 nucleotides. Its product is annotated as GTPase RIA1. The transcript is spliced from 6 exons. NCBI's taxonomy places the organism in Eukaryota, Fungi, Ascomycota, Eurotiomycetes, Eurotiales, Aspergillaceae. Gene Ontology annotation, molecular function: ribosome binding; GTP binding; GTPase activity. Bases 1 to 3231 code for a protein of 1076 amino acids. The record is from RefSeq and is a predicted model, not a curated record. Gene Ontology annotation, cellular component: ribonucleoprotein complex; cytosol. Gene Ontology annotation, biological process: cytosolic ribosome assembly.